AUGGAAAGAACCAACUGGACAGACAUUGAGUUCACUUUACAGGGACUUUCUAAGUAUCCAAGAGCCGAAAAAUUCCUAUUCAUGAUGUUCUUGGUGAUGUACAUGGUGAUCCUCCUGGGGAACAGCACUUUGAUCAUCCUCACUCUCCUGGAUUCCCGCCUUCACACCCCUAUGUACUUCUUUCUCAGUAACCUUUCCUUUCUUGACAUUUUGUACACAUCCUCCUUUAUCCCCUCAACAAUGAUACACUUUCUAUCAGAGAAAAAAAACAUCUCCCUCUCUAGAUGUGUUGUUCAGAUGUCUGUCUCCUUCACCAUGGCAUCCACAGAGUGUGUACUUCUAGCAGUGAUGGCAUAUGACCGUUACGUAGCCAUCUGCAUCCCUUUGAGAUAUCCUAUCAUCAUGAGCAAGGCACUUUGUAUUCAGAUGGCAGCUCUCUCAUGGGGAUUGGGCUUUCUCAACUCAUUGACACAAACAAUUCUUGCAGUACGGUUGCCCUUCUGUGGGAAAAAUGUCAUCAAUCAUUUUGUUUGUGAAAUAUUGGCCUUUCUCAAGCUAGCUUGCACAGAUAUUUCCUUGAAUGAGAUUACUCUAAUGUUAGGCAAUGUCAUAUUUUUGUUUGUCCCAUUACUGUUGAUUUCCAUCUCCUACAUUUUCAUCCUUUCUACUGUACUAAGAAUCAAUUCAGCUGGAGGAAGAAAAAAGGCUUUUUCCACCUGCUCAGCCCACAUUACAGUGGUGACUAUGUUUUAUGGGUCAAUCCUCUUUAUGUAUAUAAAGCCAAAGUCCAAAGAUACUGCUUCUGACAAACUGAUUGCUCUCUGCUAUGGAGUAGUCACACCGAUGCUCAAUCCUAUCAUCUAUAGCCUGAGAAAUACAGAGGUGCAUGAUGCUAUAAAAAAAUUGACAGCUAGACAGUUCUGGAAGAAAGGAUGA
Messenger RNA from Budorcas taxicolor (takin), 936 nucleotides. Its product is annotated as olfactory receptor 13D1-like. Lineage: Eukaryota; Metazoa; Chordata; Mammalia; Artiodactyla; Bovidae. Bases 1 to 936 code for a protein of 311 amino acids. Gene Ontology annotation, cellular component: membrane. Gene Ontology annotation, molecular function: olfactory receptor activity; G protein-coupled receptor activity. The transcript has a single exon. The record is from RefSeq and is a predicted model, not a curated record. Gene Ontology annotation, biological process: G protein-coupled receptor signaling pathway.